Phascolarctos cinereus (koala) is the source of this 1568-nucleotide messenger RNA. RefSeq names its product acyl-CoA thioesterase 7 (gene ACOT7). The record is from RefSeq and is a predicted model, not a curated record. NCBI's taxonomy places the organism in Eukaryota, Metazoa, Chordata, Mammalia, Diprotodontia, Phascolarctidae. Gene Ontology annotation, molecular function: long-chain fatty acyl-CoA hydrolase activity. Gene Ontology annotation, biological process: acyl-CoA metabolic process; fatty acid catabolic process. Gene Ontology annotation, cellular component: cytoplasm; cytosol.
GGGAGGGGACUGGAUCUGGGGGGGCGGAGCUUGACCGCGAAUCCAGCUUCUCAUUGGUCCCCCUGCGCCAUCGCCCCGCCCCAUCCCUGCGUUCUCCCUCCUUCUUCCCGCCCCUUCCAUGGCGCCGCCCGGCCUCAUUCAUUCCUCCCUGGGCCACUCGGAAACCGGCGAGUCCCCGCAGCGCGUCGGGAGCGGCGACACCAUGUCGGGCGAAGAAACCGCGUCCCCGUCCGCCAUCCAGAUCAGCAGGAUCAUGCGGCCAGAUGACGCCAACAUUGCAGGCAACGUCCAUGGAGGGACGAUUCUGAAAAUGAUUGAAGAGGCUGGGGCUAUUAUCAGUACCCGACACUGUAACAGCCAGAAAGGAGAGACCUGUGUGGCUGCCUUGGCCAGGGUGGAACGCACGGAUUUCCUGUCCCCCAUGUGCAUUGGAGAAGUGGCUCAUGUCAGUGCUGAGAUUACAUACACCUCGAAGCACUCGGUGGAAGUCCAGGUCACUGUGAUGUCGGAAAACAUCCUCACAGGUGCUAGAAGAGUGACCAAUAAGGCAGCGCUCUGGUAUGUGCCCCUGUCCCUGAAGAAUGUGGACAAAGUACUUGAGGUCCCGCCUUUGGUGUACACCAGAAAGGAACAAGAAGAGGAGGGCAGGAAGAGAUAUGAAGCUCAGAAGCUGGAACGGAUGGAAACCAAGUGGAAGAACGGGGAUAUAAUGCAGCCUUCUAUUAACCCAGAUAGGCAGACUAAAGAGCCAUAUACUGUCAGCUACAGCCAGUCCACCUUGAUACAUCUAGUGGGACCAUCUGAUUGUACUCUACACGGCUUUGUGCAUGGAGGUGUUACCAUGAAGCUAAUGGAUGAAGUAGCUGGGAUUGUGGCUGCCCGCCAUUGCAAGACCAACAUUGUCACGGCUUCAGUGGAUGCUAUUAACUUUCACGACAAGAUCCGGAAAGGUUGCGUCAUCACCAUCUCUGGACGCAUGACCUUCACGAGCAAUAAGUCCAUGGAGAUCGAAGUCUUGGUGGAUGCUGACCCUGUCGCAUUGCAUUCCCAAGAGAGAUACCGCGCUGCCAGUGCCUUCGUCACCUACGUGUCCCUGAGCAAAGAGGGGAAGACACUCCCUGUGCCUCAGCUGCUGGUAGAGACUGAAGAGGAGAAGAAGCGUUUUGAAGAGGGCAAAGGCAGAUACCUGCAGAUGAAAGCCAAGCGACAGGCCCAGAUAGAUGCUGUCCCUCAGAAGUGACCUUCCACCGGAGCCCAAGCAGCCCAGGAAGAUGCAUCUGGGAAGGAAUUUGUUCACUUAGAAGUAACUCACUUGGCCAAAAAGUCCUAUUCACGUUAAAAACUGGUGUUCUGUGAAGUAUUUGUAAUGCGGUGUUAACCUACAGUAUAUUCUGAAAGUGGAUACACCAAAGCUUAUUUAUAUUACUCCAGUAUAAAUGCUAUACAGUAUUAUUCCAAACUGUCUCAAGUCAUUCCAUGGAAAAACUUAGAAAAUCCUACUGUGCCCAUUGUAAGUUAUAUGAAGAAUACAAUGACAUUAAUAAAGCUAUUGUGGCUGGAGCAAAUCA